Messenger RNA from Poecilia reticulata (guppy), 1566 nucleotides. NCBI's taxonomy places the organism in Eukaryota, Metazoa, Chordata, Actinopteri, Cyprinodontiformes, Poeciliidae. The record is from RefSeq and is a predicted model, not a curated record.
CCAAACAGUAGUCAGUCAGGGAAAGACGUGCUGCCUUACAUUCAAUGAAAUAACAUGAAAACAUCCAUUUUAUUCUUCAUCAUCCCUGGAAUUAUCAUAGGUUUAUCUGAUGGAUCUAGUGUGUUACCAGAUGGUCCUCUGAUUGCCUCUGUUGGAGGGACAGUGAUGUUCACAACAAACUUGAAUCCAACAGAGACACCAUUUACGCUGGUCAACUGGCAGUUUGAUCCUGGUUCAGCAAUUAAGCCCAUAAUUUUCUCGCUUACUACUGAAAACACAACUGCACCCGAAUAUGAAGACAGGAUCACUCUCUUCAGAUCUACUGGAUCUCUGGAACUCAGGAAUCUGAAACUCAGUGACAGAGGAGAUUACAUAGUUACCAUUCAAGGUGGACUGGGCCAACAGAUGGGACGCACCACACUGGAACUAUAUGAACCAGUCUCCAAUGUCAGAGUUUCCCCAUUAAGUGCAGACUUGAUAGAGUUCAUCAGCUCAGUCCGUCUGUCCUGCUCCUCUUCUGGACCUUCUCUCUCCUUCAUCUGGAUGAAAGACAGAUCUGAGGUUUCAGCCAGUGACAGAGUUCAGAUUAGCACAAAUGAAGGAAGCUCCAAUCUGACUAUAGUGAAUGUGACCAGAAAUGACCAGGGAUCAUACACAUGCCGUGUGUCUAAUCCUGUCAGUUCAAUCAUCAGUGAUCCAGUAAACAUCUCUGUUAAUUCACCAGUCUCUAAUGUAAAAGUUACUCAAGACGUUGCCCACUUGAUUGAGUUCAGUGGGUCUGUCAGUUUCUCCUGCUCCUCCUCUGGAUCUUCUCUCUCCUUCCUCUGGAUGAACAGCAGCUCUGAGGUUUCAGUCAGUGACAGAGUUCAGAUCACUGAUGGAGGAUCCAAGAUGAAGUUAGUUAAUGUGACCAGAUAUGAGGAUGGAUCAUACAUCUGCCGUGUGUCCAAUCCUGUCAGCAGUGACAACAGUGACCCUGUACACCUCUUUGUCAGCUAUGGUCCAGAAAACGUCAACUUAAUAUCACAAUCUCAGAAAUAUCCAGAAGGGUCGAACAUCCGUCUGUCUUGUUCAUCUGACUCCAGACCUCCUGCCACUUUUCAGUGGUUCUUUAAUGGAAAAAGUUUGUCUGGUUCUGGAUCUCAGCUCGAACUCAUCAAUGUUCAGAAGAAUCAGAGUGGAAACUACAGCUGUCAGGCCUUUAACAGCAGAACCUCAAGAUAUCAAACAUCUCAAAUUUCAGCCAUAUCUAUAGAGGAUGCUAGUAAACCUGCAGGUCUCGCUGGUGGAGCCAUUGCUGGAAUAGUAAUAGCAUGUUUAUUAGUUGCUGCUGCAGGAGCUGCUGGAGGAUAUUUCAUCUACAAAAGAAGAAAAAAUGUGAAACCUGGACCACAUUCAGGCACAACAGAGCAACAACAUGAUUAUGAAAACAUGCCAAAAAUAAAGAAAAAGAAAAAUAAGGAAGAAAGUCAUGUUUAUGAGAAUUCUGCAGCUACACAAAGAAGUAAAGAACCAGAACAUGUGUAUGAGGAAAUGGCACAAAUAAAGAAGAAAUAAAAUGAACAG